AUGGCCCCGAGCCUCGUCGAUUCAACCCUUGGAGCUUGGGAGGUCGGUGUCAUGAUUAUGAUGUUUCUUUACGGCGUCCUUGCAUCCCAAACGUGGUCAUAUUACAACUCUGGAUCUGCUGGAGAUAGAUUUUUAGUCCGUAUCAUAGUACGUGUGUUCAUAUCAGCGACCGAAAGCUUGCACUCGAUCAUGAUCUGCGUAGCAAUCUACCAACACACGAUCACCAGCUUUGGGGAUAUCACUCAGAUCGACGUCCCGACUUGGACUGCGAACUCCACCUUUCCCAUUGCUAGGCUUACCAUUGGUAUUGCGUUCUUUGCUUGGCGCAUCUAUUGCAUUUCGCACCGAUGGAUUAUCACACUGGUAGCCUGGCUAGGAUCCCUGGUCCGUCUUGGUUCUUCGCUCGCCGUUGCAGUCGUAAGCACGGAAAUGGUCGAAGCAUCCAAAUUCAUCGAAAACUACAAGUGGUUGCCCAUAGUCUGUCUCGGUGUAGGCGCUAUGACGGACAUCCUCAUCACAUUAGCUUUGUGUUGGUUUUUAUGGAAGAGCCAGCCAAGAUUCCGCAGAUCGAAAAAGAUCGUCGACACCCUGAUUUUGUGGACAGUGGGUGCGUCAGACAUGUUUCCCUCAUCGUUGAGUUGA
Molecule: messenger RNA, 642 nt
Organism: Stereum hirsutum FP-91666 SS1
Lineage: Eukaryota; Fungi; Basidiomycota; Agaricomycetes; Russulales; Stereaceae
Exons: 4
Coding region: 1-642 (213 amino acids)
Source: RefSeq, a predicted model, not a curated record